This is a messenger RNA of Glarea lozoyensis ATCC 20868, 7521 nucleotides long. RefSeq names its product SAICAR synthase-like protein. Bases 1 to 7521 code for a protein of 2506 amino acids. Gene Ontology annotation, biological process: phosphatidylinositol phosphate biosynthetic process. The transcript has 2 exons. Gene Ontology annotation, cellular component: endosome membrane; fungal-type vacuole membrane. Gene Ontology annotation, molecular function: ATP binding; 1-phosphatidylinositol-3-phosphate 5-kinase activity; metal ion binding. The record is from RefSeq and is a predicted model, not a curated record. Lineage: Eukaryota; Fungi; Ascomycota; Leotiomycetes; Helotiales; Helotiaceae.
AUGUCCAGCAACGACUCCCCCAAAGCUUCACCCUUCAUUCAGCUCGGGCUGCGAUCCCGCCGAGGCUCCCUUGCUUCACUUUCUGGAGCGACCCCGAUAGACAAGGAGCAGCUUGCUCAAGCACUCGACAAGAUACACAGCACCGCCUGCCAGUCUGAGACCUUGACGACAUUCAACGAGUUCGGUUCCCCUCCAGCUUCGUCCACCAAUACCGAGAGCAAAGGCUUAGCUGGGGAUCUCAUGCAAAAUGGACUCAGUGGUUUAUACAGUCGGUUUCGAGGAGCGGUGGGUGGGGGGGUGAAAGAAAGGGCAACAUCGAUGUCGACAAAGAGUGAGCAUGAGGGGUCAGAGAUUAGAUCAAUAAAAAGCCAAAAGGGCGCAGCACCGACUUCUAGAGGGCCCAUGGUGCCCAGUCGGGAAGACAGUGGUGCUGGACUAACUUCAUCUCCCAUCCCUCUGUCAACGUCCUCUUCUCAAGUCCAGUCACCUACCACCGCCUCGUCCUUUAUUGGUCGCCCAUCAGAGAGUCAGUCGCAGACUUCCAAGUCCUCAAAAAGCACCUUGAUCAACACGCCUGCAACAACCAAAUCAGUUUCAUCAAGCAGGCCCUCUGUAGCGUCGAUGAGCAAGAACUCAACCGCUUCCGCAGCGAUCCCUACAGUCGCGACAGUCAAUGCUUUCAAGUACGGGGAUAAGGAAAGGAGGACGUCAGAGCACCAAAAGUCGGUGACAACCGAGUCGUCGUCUUCGACGCAAGAACUGCACGACCGCCAAUCCGGCUUUGCGUUUGGCGAUCCUCGCCAUGCUAGCCUCGCUCUAGAAGAUCAAAUGUUGUUGGAUGAGUCAGAAGUCACUGACGACGAUAAAACCGAGGAUGGCAGACCAAAGAUUGUUCCCCAGUCGAUUCAAGACGCCUUUGGAGCGGAUGGUAGCAGUGAGCCACGCCGGGUACCGACCGGUGGUCCCAAGACCGCAUCGACGGCUCUCUCGUCACUCCAAGCAACAGAUGUUACGCGUUCUAGCUCGUCAUCGCGACGAGAUACGCUCGAAGGAGUAAAGCGACCAGCAGCUAUUGAGCGCAUAACCCAAUCGCAUCUUCCUGGGUAUCAUUCGUCGCGGGCAUCUUCGACUGAUCGCAGCCUAGCGGAGGCAAAUCUGGUAAACACAUCUGCCCAUAAUAAUGUCCGACAUGGCUCGUUCUCAGUUGAGGACAAUAACAGAGCGCCCUCUGGCAUCCAUCGUAUUCCUGGUACAACGAGCAACGAAGGAGCCCCAGAAGCUGUCAGUGCAAGAUUGGAACAGAUGAGGAAGCAGGUCUUGAGUAAGGAGUUUUGGAUGGCCGAUGAGAUCUGCAAAGAAUGUUUUCUUUGCGGAGAUGCAUUCUCGGCAUUUCUUCGAAGAAAACAUCAUUGCAGAACUUGUGGAUGUAUCUUUGAUUCUAAAUGUACCUCCAUCAUAUCUGGCCAGCGCUUCGGGGUACAGGGCUCACUGAGAGUGUGCAAGACCUGUCUUGAUAUCAUCAACAGAAGACAUGAUAGCAGCGGUUCUGAAGAUUCUGCCGAUGAUUCGUCGUUGCCGACAUUCUUUCAUUCUCAGCAGGCUAAAUUUGAAGCCAGCAACAAGUCAGAGACCACUGACCCUCUAGAUAAACUUCCAGUGGGAGCUACCCUUGAUGCUCAGGGAAAUCCAGUUCCAACACCCAUGAUGGCGAUCCCUGCAACUAGGAGGAUAGGGGAUUCGGCCAACAGGCGAUCAGCAGUCCUUGAGAUCGAUGCCCCCCAAUUAAGCCGGCCAAGCUCGUCCAAAUCACUAAGAGCUCUUUCAGUGGCCGGUCGACCUCUAUCUGCUGGGCACAAGCGUCAUUCAUCCAAGCACAAUUUUCUCGGGCGUUUCAAGGCCACUGUUGAAGAAAGAGCCCCAUUUCACCGUGGAGCUACAGAAGAUAUGAACAAAAAAUCACGGCUCCCUGCCUUUCAUGAUGACAACAUCAUCGAUCCAGAUCUCGCUCCAUACAUGUCUGACGAAGGCUCAAGUGGCGAUGAGCAAAUGAGCAUUUUUGCCACCAUGAACGCCAGUAGUGUAAUAAAUCCAAGUUUCGAGAAUGAUCGCUCUGGGUUUGGUUCUUUGAUGAGCGCUAGCAAGAGAAACAGAGCGCGAACUAAUGAAAAGAGUGUCAGCGGUAUCAGUUUCAAUAGUCGAGCUCCUGAUGAUGGACUCAGCACACCUUUGAGUGGAUACACAAGACCUAACAGAAGGCGAAAUCUCAGCGCGGCCAGUAAUCAUCUGCAUCACGCGCGUGCUUCACCGAGGACCAUAGUUCACGGAUUUGGUAAUCUUGAUGAGGAAAUGCUCGGCCAAGAGAACUCGUCUAAUGCUUCGUCACUUGUUCCUCCUCGAGUAACAAGAAGUGCUUCUAUGAGAGACGGGAAAGCCCCCAGCAUUGAGCUGAACGAUGCGAGCCUACAUCACGUGCGAAGGUUGUUAAACCAGUUGCUUCAGGAUAACCACAUACCGAAUGUUUCCUCUUGGGAAAAGGCCCUGAUACCAAUUUUGUUGCAAUGUACGGAUGACGUUAAUCCAAAUGUCCGACAAGAUGAAGACAUGGAUAUUCGCCAUUUCGUCAAAGUCAAGAAAAUACCUGGCGGCAAGCCUGGAGACACUUCCUACGUUUCUGGCGUGGUUUUUACCAAGAAUCUUGCGCUCAAGAGUAUGCCACGAACGAUAUCAAACCCAAGAAUUGUCAUUGUUUCUUUUCCAAUUGAAUACCAAAGACAUCAGCAACAUUUCAUGAGCCUCGAACCAGUAAUCGCCCAGGAGAAGGAGUUUCUGAGAAAUAUGGUUAACAGAAUUGCUUCUCUGCGUCCUCAAAUCCUUUUGGUUCAAAAAUCCGUCUCUGGUUUGGCACUGCAAUAUCUUGCGGAGGCCAAUAUCGCUGUCGCUUACAAUGUCAAGCAGUCUGUGAUUGAGGCCGUUUCCCGAUGCUGUUCUACAGAAGUGAUUAGCUCUAUUGAUAUGGUCGCUCUUCGGCCUGUCCAUAUUGGCAGAUGCGCUGGGUUUGACAUCAAGACUUUCGUCCACAGAGACAUCCCGAAUCGGAAAAAGACCUACAUUUACCUUUCUGGGUGCCCUAAGGACCUCGGGUGCACGAUUGCGCUACGUGGUGCGAACCUGAGUGUUCUUUCCAGAAUGAAGCAAAUCACUGAAUUCAUGGUCUAUGUGGUCUACAAUCUCAAGCUAGAAACGUGUUUAAUGCGCGACGAGUUUGUGCUUAUCCCCUCGGUCGCUGAGAGCAGUGGUAGCAUCUCGCCGACCUUACAGCGCACAUCUUGGGGCAAUAGAUCAUCGAAGGGCAGUACUGUUGCACCUCCCGAAGCAUUGAAUGCUGCCAACGACAAGCUUCAAGCUGUUGCUGAUGCUUCAUCAAAUAACCGGGAUACUGCCACAAAUGGCGAAGAUGCUGGUGAAAACCUCGAUCGAUCCCAAUCAUCGAGCGCAGAAGCCAGCAAUGCGGAUAUUUCUCAGUCAAUUCAGAAUGAGAACGCCGAACAGACUCUAACAACACCGAAAUUCAUUUCGGCACAUGAAACACAUACCCACGGUUCUAAUGAAGACCAAAUGCCAGAAGAUAUACCCAUGCCAACAUUCUACAGCGAUAUGGUUGCAAAGCACCAAACAAAAAUUCUUUCUAUAUCGCCCUUCGUCAAAUUUGUGCAACCCUACGUGCUCAUGAGGGCACGAGAGCAAGAGAGACGAUUAGCCUACUUGAAGCGACUUCGCGAUAAGGAUACCUUCGAAGAACAGACAGAGUCCGAAAAGACUAAACCACAGAAGUUCCAACUCAUUAAGCCUGAGAUGGUUCACGAGACAGUCAAAAGAGCUCCCAGGCAGAUUAUGGAGGUUCUCCACGCCGUCCAUGAUGCCGAGUACGACAAGGCGUUGCACAACUACCAGACUCAAACACGACAAUGGGAGUAUACCAUACAGAGUAACCUUCACCUAUUCGACCCUCUUGCGCAUCAAAAUAUUACAGUUCUUCAUACUCUAGUCUGUACAGCAACAUCGGUUCCUUGUGCGGGUCCAGAACUCUUGUCUUUGGCGUUUUACAAAGAAUUUGACCUUCCAAGACAAGAAUUUGAUCCCGACUGCACGCUUGGAAGCUACGUCGAAGAUUUAUGCCGAAGUAUUAGCACAAUUUGCACAGCGAAUGGGUGCGAUAGUAGGAUGUCAGAGCAUCACAGAACUUAUGUCCACGGAGAAGCUCGCAUAACUGUUUUCGUGGAAAAGUCACCAUGUAAAAUCAAGGGUCUACAAGAUUCCAUCUUGAUGUGGAGCUAUUGCAAGGUCUGCCAGAAAGAAACACAAGUCAUGCCUAUGUCGGAGAGCACCUGGAAAUAUUCACUUGGCAAAUAUCUUGAACUCUCAUUUUGGAGCAGCGAAUUGCGUCUUAGGGCUGGUUUCUGCCCACACGACAUUCAUCGAGAUCAUCUUCGUUACUUCGGAUAUCGGAACGUAGCUGUCCGCAUACAUUACGACCCCAUUGACGUCCUGGAGAUUGUGGUACCCCGUGCUAGAAUUACAUGGAAGGUGGAUAACGAUCUUAAACUCAAGAACGACUUAUUUACCAAGGCCGAAGACAGAUGGAAUCGGUUCAUGGCAUCGGUCAACUCUAGGAUUAAAGGAAUAAACAUCGAGAGCGUGUCGCCGGAGAAAGUUGAUGAUUGUAAAGCGGAAGUAGAGCGGCUAACGGAACGAGCUCACGAGGAGCAUGCUGCACUCAUUCGCAAAUUACGUGGCCAGUACAUGAAUUCAAAAUAUUAUGAGGUUAUCCCUCUCAAUAGAGCCAUUCGAGCCAUGCAAGAGAAGGUUGCUGAUUGGGACAAUGCAUUUGCCGAUUUUGACGCAAACUUCUUCCCAUCCGAGAAAGAUAUCCGAAGACUAGCGGCAUUGCAACUCAAGAAAAUGUUUAUUGAUCGUGACGAGUCGUCACCUUCGGUGGUGGCUACAAGUCUUAACGAGACGACCUCCGACGUGGAUGAAAAAUCCCCUUCUGCUUCUGUAGAGCUCACACGGCAAGCUUCUAGUAUAUCUGAGACGGAAGUCAAGGAAGCACUUUCUUCGGCGGUCGAGGAAGAUUCAAACACGUCAAGUCUAGCACCAACUGAAACCCCUCCUACAGCAAUGACUAUAGCAGAAACAAGCGACGCUCAAAAUCUAGUAUUAGAUGCGGCAGGUAUUGACCAUCUAGAUCUCGCUCUGCCCAAACAAGAAACAGAGGAGCCAUUAGUUGCUUCAACGCCUACUCUACCUCCUCCCAUAGACACCUCGGAAGCAGAGCCAAGCUUGUCCCGACAGCUAUCAGCCACUUCCACAUCAACCGACAUCACGUUAACAGAGAAGGUCGAACAGCUUCGGAAGAAUGCUGCUCUUGCUGCUUCCAACGGACAGGCAGAAUCUCAUCUCCCACGCCCAGCUGAUCGUCCGCUAAGACGAAGUGCGACAGCUACCUCUCCUCCUAUCGGUAGGACUCGAUCAGGACCUGCUGCUGGCACCAUUCGACGGACAACCAUGACUUCGAAGGGUUCAAAGCAUGAUGGUAACAUCGUAGAUGAAAGUUCUACUAUCGAACCCCUGAAACCAUCCGCGACAGAACCAGUCCGCCCGACAGACAAGAGACUUUCGGAGAGGUUGGGGUUAGGAAGUAUGAAAGCACAUCGAAAAGGGCACUCCUUGAUACCGCGAUCGGUUCAUGGGAAGCACAAGUCGGACUCUAAAGUAUCCACACUAGCGAAACAUUUCGAACAAUUGAGUAGGGAGUUUGAGAGGGAGCGACAGCGUGAUAGGAAACAACGUGCAGCAAAGGUCUCGCAAUCACGAGCCUUCCCGAAAGCGUCUUCUAAGCCGAUUGUCGAGGUUUAUAGGGAUGUGAAUGAGGCUGUAGAACAGCGAGGGCCAACUGAUGAAGACCUAAAUACUGUACAACCGACACAGCCAAGUAACGAGCAUACAGAUGUAGUCAAAGGCCUCGCUGGUCUUAACACGGAAACCCCAUCCAUUGACACACCCCCACGAUCGCCAACUGGUACCGCUUUAACUGCCGAUGAGCCUACGACUGAAGCGGACGACGACCAUCAUCGUACUGUCAGUCAAACUGCUUCUGACGACGAUGGAACUGUCAGCGACGUCGAUCACUCCUUGUUAGAUGACAUUAUCCCGGGAGCAGCUGAGAUAGCGGAGUCAUUAUCCAAGCCAAAUGCUGACAUAGGACUUGAGUUGCCGAAACAUGAGAAGACCAGCUUAAUGAAGAUGCUGACUAAUUUCUGGGCCGAACGUUCAGCGAGUGGUUGGACCCCACUAGACUAUCCAAUCAAUGCUGGAGAUCACAUAUUCGCCGAUGAAGAUGUGAUUAUACGUGAGGAUGAGCCAAGCUCGCUGAUAGCAUUCACACUUCAGUCUCAAGUAUACAAGUCCAAAUUGGAGGAGAUUAGAGCCCAUGGUGAGGCCAAUAAGCAUGAACAACCUCCAUCCUCAUCGGAUUCCAAUACCCCGGCUUUCUGCGAAGACGGUAUAAAUCAAGCAGAGGUUGAGACUUCAUUGCUUCGUUCCACUGGGACACAUCUUUCCUUUUCAUUUUCUGACGGAUCUGCACGCAUGCAGUGCAAGAUAUUCUACGCCGAGCAAUUCGAUGCCGUUCGUCGAAAGUGCGGUGUUGCUGAUCGAAUAGUAGAAUCGCUCUCGCGUUGUCUCAAAUGGGAUUCAAAAGGUGGCAAGACCAAGUCAGUCUUCUUAAAGACCUUGGAUGAUCGACUUGUUGUGAAAUCUCUGUCCCCAAUUGAAACGCAAGCUUUCCUCAAAUUCGCUCCCGCUUAUUUCAACAUCAUGGCAGAGGCGUUGUUCCACGAGCUUCCUACCGUCAUUGCAAAAAUGCUAGGAUUUUAUCAAAUUGUGAUAAAAAAUCCUGUUACUGGGAUGGAAAUCAAAUGGGAUGUCCUUGUAAUGGAGAAUCUAUUUUACGACCGACAGUUGACGAGAAUCUUUGAUCUCAAGGGCUCCAUGCGGAAUAGAAAGAUUCAGUCGACUGGUGAGCAGAAUGAGGUCUUGUUGGACGAAAACAUGGUGGAGUACAUUUAUUCAACUCCACUUUUUGCUCGUGAGCAUUCCAAAAGACUUCUCAAAGCAGCAAUAUUCAACGAUACCUUAUUUCUCCAACGCAACGACGUCAUGGAUUACUCCCUCAUGAUCGCUGUUGACGAAGCACGCAAGGAACUCGUCGUCGGGAUCAUCGACGUCGUACGCACGUAUACUUGGGACAAAAAACUCGAGUCCUGGAUUAAAGAUCGUGGUUUCGCUGGUGGUGGACGUAAUCGCCCGACUGUUACCUCCCCGAAGGAAUAUAAAAGCAGGUUUCGAGAGGCGAUGGAUCGGUAUAUUCUUUAUGCGCCGAAUAGUUGGCAUCAGUGGGCGCCUGAGGAGAGGAAGAUUGUUAGAGAGAGGGAUAAGGAGGGGACGGAUCCUUUUGCGUAG